CGAGCCCGUCAAACUUUGCCAAUUUUAACCAGCAAAGCAAUCUUGAGCUCCAUUGUCAACUCUCUCUCUCUUUCUCUCUCUCUCUCUCUCUCAAUCUCUCUACCUCUCAUGGCGGAUGACACCGAGGAUGUUUCAGAAGUCGGCCCUCCUCAACAGCUCCCACCUCCUUUCCUGGAGGUGGCGUGCAGAAGCUCCGGGAAGCGGAGGAGGUUCGCGGCCGGCACGGAGGCCGGGUUCGCCAUGCGGGUGAUGAACAAGAAGCUGGAGAGCGGGUCUCCGUUUGCUCUGUUCAUUGAGGCAGUCAAGGAAGGAGAGGAAGCCGUGACUUUCGGCCCGAAAUCGGCUCUCGUGGACUAUGGCUCUGGAUGGAGGUUGCAGACCGUCUCUGAAGUGGAUUAUGCUGGUAACUUACAUUUACUUGGAGGAUCGGAAAACCGCGGGGACGAAGGUGAAGGGUUUCGGCAACACAUGGCGCGAGCGCCUUUCCAGAACGCCGACGGUUCCAGCAUUGUGAAGGAUGGAGGAAAGCCCGUCAUCAGUUUGGCGUACCUCGGGAAAAUAUUAGUCGCAUUCAUUUUGAUAUUUGUUCUCGGUGCGAUUUUCACUCUGGCUCUUGAGUUUCUUCCCGUGUUAAUUUUGUCCAUCAACUCAAUCAUGUAAAGAUCCAUGAUCCGAGUUACAUGGAAUCAGUGUUCAUUGCUUCAGCUUA
Molecule: messenger RNA, 709 nt
Organism: Syzygium oleosum
Lineage: Eukaryota; Viridiplantae; Streptophyta; Magnoliopsida; Myrtales; Myrtaceae
Exons: 4
Coding region: 109-660 (183 amino acids)
Source: RefSeq, a predicted model, not a curated record